AUGGUGUCGAACAAUGCGACGUCGUCGGCCGCGUCCACUGCGGGCAGCAGCGCAGCCGAGCACUCGUCUUCGGCCUCGGCCUCGUCAUACCCCUUCCACCCGUCCUCGGCCUUUGUCGACGGCCUGCCGCUGCCGCGCCUCUUCGUCUUCGACCUCGACUACACGCUCUGGCCAUUCUGGGUGGACACACACGUGACGCCGCCGCUGAAGGUGGCUUCACCGGCGGCGCGCGCAGGUCACGCCCACCCCCGGCCCAACCAACCGGCGCCCGUGAUCGCGGUCGAUCGCAUCGGUGAGACGUUUGGCUUCUACGGCGACGUGCCGGACCUGCUGCAGGCGCUGGCGGCAGCUGGCUUGCGCGUCGGCGUGGCCAGCCGGACGUCGGCACCAGACCUGGCCAGGGACCUGCUGCGGCUGCUCCAGGUGCCGGCACCUCCGGAGACAGCCGGUAGCGGGGGGGUCCGACCUCUGAAGAAAGCACGCGCGGCCGCCAUCGGCUCCAAGACAGCCACCAUCAAGGCCAUCGACGCCUUCGACGCCGGCCUCGAGAUCUACCCCAGCAACAAGCUGCGCCACAUGGAGGCGCUGCAACGCCGCACCGGCAUCGCUUACGAGGACUUCCUCUUCUUUGACGACGAGAGCCGCAACCGCAACGUCGAGACCCUCGGCGUCACCAUGUGGCUCGUCCGUGACGGCGUUACAUGGGAAGAGGUUGAGCGCGGCGUGCGCGAAUGGCGACGGCGCCGCGGUCACGCACCAUCACGCGCUGCCGACAACCAGGCGCAGAUUCAGGAUGCAGCGUGA
This is a messenger RNA of Grosmannia clavigera kw1407, 804 nucleotides long. Its product is annotated as magnesium dependent phosphatase. Lineage: Eukaryota; Fungi; Ascomycota; Sordariomycetes; Ophiostomatales; Ophiostomataceae. Gene Ontology annotation, molecular function: acid phosphatase activity. The transcript has a single exon. The record is from RefSeq and is a predicted model, not a curated record. The coding region runs from base 1 to 804 and encodes 267 amino acids.